AAAAUGAAUGUUAGGGAAAAAUUUGGAACAGGCAACAGAAACAUCUUUAUGUAAUUGAAUUGACCAGAAGCGACUUAAACAGACAACAGAUUUCAAAGAACAGUAUUCUGAAUAUGCUUCCACGUGUAAUAUGCCUCUCUCCGCAAGAUUCACUGAAAAAAAUUAAGAAUGUUCGAUCAAAAACAUUAAAAGCCCUGAAACAUCACUUGCCAUUACCAAUACCUAACACUGACUACUACCAACAUAUUAAAAAAGUGCAUGAAUACAUUCAUGAGAAUGCAAUUUAUUUGUUGAGUGAUUAUCAGUAUGAAGAGCAGAGCGUACAAGGCAUGGAAUACAUGACCGAUUUACUCGACUACAGUGGAUUUCCCAAUUCAGUGAUUCCACUCAUAAACAAAAUGAUACCAGAAGACAAAUUUGAAGAAUUCAAAUGCAUAUACGAUGAAGAGGGUUUACAAAAUAUUACACUUAUGGCAUAUAAAGAAUUCAUUUCAAGCACUUUCCAAAGACCAUAUCAAUACUUGAAACAUGCAGCAGUUAAAGAUAUAAAUCUUGAUGACUUUCAAUAUCGUGAACCAGAAGGAAAUCAAGAAGAUUGCAUUGAGACAUUUUUGAAUAGUUAUGUGUCAGACAAUCCAACAUGGGCUCAACUGCGACAUUUUGCAAGUUUCAUGAAUGUUCAAUUGAAAAAUUGUGAAGAAAGCAUAUUCUGCCAAAAAGUCAGUAUGGGAGGGGGACAAACGUGGCAGGACACAGAGCUCAGAGGUCUAAAGGAUUUUGCCGUAAAGUUCAUGAUAAGAAUGUCUCAAGAUUUCGCAACGCCAUCAAUGCAGAUAGCAGAUCAAAGUAGCAAGGAUGUGAAUGAGACCCCAGAUAGUCUUGCAAGACAUCAGGUUAGGCGAGAAUGGGAAGAAAAAUCUCAUCCUUAUUUGUUUUUCAAUGAAGACCGAACCAUGACUUUCAUUAAUGUGGCAUUAAAUGAAAAUGGAGAUCUACUGAAUGAGGACGGAAGUGUUUUGGAACAUAGAAUAGCUAGCAGGAAACUCAUCCAAGGCUUGCAUGCUCAGCGACUUGAGUUUAAAUUCAAUUUUCAAGAAAAAACAAGAGUCGAAAAGUUAAACACACUAAGAACCAUUAUGGGACUUCCACUAAGUGCUGAUGACCCUGAUCCAACAUAUGAGCUGACAACUGACAAUGUUCUCAAAAUACUCGCAAUAUACAUGAGACUUAAAUGCAAUAUUCCGGUCAUUGUGAUGGGCGAAACAGGCUGUGGAAAAACCAGAAUGGUUGAGUUUAUGAGCAAACUUCGAGCAGCUGGAGAUGAAAAUGUUCGGAACAUGGUUACUUUGAAAGUACAUGGCGGAGUUAUGGCUGAAGACAUUUACAGAAGUGUUGAAAAGGCAAAUGAAAUUGCCAAAAAGAAUGCUGCCAGAAACAUAAGCACAGUGUUGUUUUAUGAUGAAGCUAACACAACAACUGCAAUUCAUGCCAUCAAAGAAGUUGUUUGCGAUAACACAAUCAAUGGAAAGUCAUUUCAUGACUUUAAACUCCAAAUCGUUGCAGCUUGCAAUCCAUAUAAAAGUUUGUCGGAAAAGGCUAUACAGGUACUAGAAAAUUCUGGCCUGGGCUACAGAGUAUCUGCUUCUGAAACUACCCACUGCUUUGGUAAAAUACCAAUUCGAAGACUUGUUUACAAAGUUGUUCCUCUGCCACCAAGCAUGCAACCAUUUGUGUGGGAUUUUGGUCAACUCAGCUCAGAAUGUGAACAAAAGUACAUAUAUCAGAUGACUAAACAUUUGGCUAAUGAACUAAAGUUGGAUGACGAAGAAAAAGAGCUACUCGAUUACAUCUUAUACAGUGCACAGUCUUACAUGAAAGUAAGGAUGAAAGAUGAGUGCAGAUAUGUCAGUCUUAGGGAUGUGGAAAGAUGUCUAAUGUUUUUUCAGUUUUUUCAUGAUCAGCACAAGUUUCUUUUUCCUACAAUUGUAAAGAAACUUAGUAAACAUCAGACAAAAAUUUCAUCUACACUUUGUUGCUUGAUUCAAACAAUAGGUGUCUGUUAUCAUGUUUCACUAGAUAACAGACAAGAUUUUCGAAAACACAUCUCAGAACGCCUGAAAGAACACAAUAUUUAUCUUACUGAACAACAAAUAAACAAAGACCUUAUUGAAUGCCAGAACAUAUUUCUCGAAAAUUUAAAGAUAGAUACAAACAUCGCACGAAAUGAAGCACUACGAGAAAAUGUCUAUCUUAUUACAAUAUGCUGCCAGCUCCGCAUACCCCUUUUUCUUGUAGGAAAACCUGGUAGCUCGAAGUCUUUGGCAAAGACUAUAGUCGCAGACAACAUGGAAGGAAAAGCAUCAAAAUCUAAACUUUUUAAAAGGCUCAAGCAGAUUCAUAUGAUAUCGUACCAGUGUAGUGCUCUAACAGAUGCCGCAGGAAUAGAGCGAAUCUUCAAGCAAUGUUCAGAUUUACAGAAAGACCAUGAGGAUCCGAAUUCGUACUCGGCAGUUGUGGUGUUGGAUGAGAUUGGCCUUGCAGAAGACACGCCCAACAUGCCAUUAAAGGUACUUCAUCCACUACUAGAGUGUGGUAGCACAGAAAGCGGAACAAUUGGUAAUACAAAACCGACGGACAAGGUUGGUUUUGUAGGAAUUUCGAACUGGGCUUUGGAUCCUGCCAAAAUGAAUCGUGGUAUAUUCGUCACGAGGAGUACACCAAAUGGCGAAGACCUUUUAGGAACUGCUAAAAGCAUAAUGCGAAAACAAAGACAUUUCACGGAAGAAGAAACUGAUAUUUUAAAAGGGCUAACAAAAGCUUAUCUGAAUAUAUACCAUAAUCAGAGAUAUAAGCAAGUAUCAAAAGAAUACUUUGGAUUACGAGAUUACUACAGUAUGAUCAAAAUGAUCAAUGCCAAAAGCGAAAACAAAGAACAAUAUGAUUUCAGUGACAUCGCAUAUGCUGUGCAAAGAAAUUUCAGUGGUGGAAACGAGUCCCAUUUCAAAACGCUAACAAAUGCUGUGAAAGAACAGUGCAUGUAUAACGAUGAUGUGGAAGAAAAGCCUGUGAGUGACAUGAUUGAAGAUAACUUGGAAGAAAAUGACAGCAGGUUCCUCCUGUUGCUGACAAAUCAGCGCUCUUCUGUAUCCAUGUUAGAAUAUCUUAUGAAAGAUUUUCAUACAAAAGUUCGGGUAAUAGUUGGUUCAAGCUUUCCAGGAGACCAUACAUAUACAGAAAUAUGCAAGAACAUAAACCGGAUUAAAGUGUGCAUGGAAGCAGGUCGCACUGUGGUGUUGCUAGGUAUGCAAGAGGUUCAUGAAUCUUUGUAUGAUGCACUGAACCAGCAUUACAUGAUCUAUGGUGGACAGAGGUACGUUGACAUAGGCCUGGGUGGCCACAGAGUAAAAUGCCGAAUAGCAAACAAUUUUCGGUUAGUAGUUAUGGAGCAAAAAGAUUUCGUCUAUCAGCAUUAUCCCAUUCCUCUUGUCAAUAGAUUGGAGAAACACCAUCUUGCAUCAAGCAAUUUGCUGGAUAAAUCACAACUUUGUGUAUCUGAUAACUUGAAGACGUGGUGCAAAACUUUUGCAAAAGUAGGAAGUUUCAAUGAGAAAGAUGCUUUUCUGGGUUAUCAUGAUAAUACUCCAAGCUCUGUGAUAUUAGCCAAGGACAAAAGCGGAGAUAUUGAAUUAUACAAGAGUGUACUCCUCCAAUCUGUAGUCACAGAUGCAAUAUUUAGAGCCAAUGUUAAUGAAAAAGAGCGACUGUUGGAUAUUUAUACAAACGAUCAAGUCCAUGCCAAUUUGCUUCAUUUGUUGGAUCACACUUUCAAAACAAGCAAAAGAAACCUAACGAUGCUGGAAAUCACUUCAUUUUCCAACAUUCUCACAAAAAAAGACAGACAAAAAAUUGAAUCUACCCUUGCACUCGGUCAAAACAGCAUAAUGCUGGUUUCCCUUCUACUUUUUGAUACGCAACAGGAAUAUUCCUCAAAGCUGGAAACAUUUUUUAAAGCCGACAUUUCACAAGAUAAGAAAAUUCUUCUUGUGCAAUGUCCACAAGCUCAAAGACAUGGAUCACUCAUAGCAUGUGCAAAAUAUUGCCUGACCAAUAUGAUUAAAGAUGUUACAAAACAAGAGCAUGACUCUCAAAUUAUUGUAGCUUUCCUACUUUCAACGCAACGACAGCAUUCAUCCCAUACUGAAAAACAGCCCCAACUCAUGCUCCAGCAUACAAAGAGUGUACAAAUUAUUUACGUUGAUGACUUGAGGCCACCUGGAGCAGGCAAUGUUAUUGUUAGUAAAUUUUUUGGAAAAACACUGACAGAUGUACUGCGAAUGGGACAGGAAGAAAUAGACGAGCACACAAUAUCACAUCAAGAAGGAAUUAAUUUCAUAGCAUUACUGAAGGACAGCAUUUGCCAAGCAAUGACACGAAUAAGACGAAAAAGUGGAACUGAUGAACGAAAUCUCCAAUGCAUUAGAUAUAUCACUUUAUCGUUUGCACAAAUGCCUAAUCUCAGGGGUGAAUUUUUGAGUAUUUUAGUAAAAUGCAUGACAGAAAUCUAUGACCAACGGGAUUCAGACACUGCAAUGUCCCCCCAUUCAUGGAUGGAAAAAGAAGCACAGUCUGCGGAACGUCUGCAAGAAGGUGGGACAUUUGGCAAAACUCUUAGCCUCUGUGUUAAGCGACAUCUGUCAGAGCUAUUGGCUUUUAUCGUUGGCAGUAUUGAUGAAAAUAACAAUUUGGAUUUUGUUUUCAAUACCGAUUGUAAGGUCUGGAAGAAGAAAAUGUGGUUUGAAUUAUUCAAAACAAUAAAACUGGAGUGGAAUAGAAUGAAAGGUCGUCAAGAAUUCAAUGUGCAUCUAGAAAAUCAUCUGACCAAAACAUUCUCACCUCAGUUUCCUUUUAGCUAUGCUUUGAAUGGUGUAUUUUUGGAAAAUUGGUCAACUAUAGAAAGUGAAGAUUCAGAAACAAGACAGAAAAUGUUCAUAAACAUGUUCCAUGGAAAGCCAGAGGCUAAAAUUAUUACUAGGACAUAUAAAGAAAAUGGUGAAGAAGUAAUUCGAGCAUAUGCUUUUGACACAUUAAAAUGCAAUCCAAAUUUUGGUGAUAUAGAAGAAAUUCUACAAGAAAGACUUGUUGCUAUUUUACUCACAAUAUUCUACAGAUUGAAAAAUAGGCUGGAAGUAUUUGAGAGUACAGAUUUUGCAACUCUUGUUUACAACUGUUUGCAAGAAUAUCUCCCUCACUUGUGUAUGAUCUGCAAAAUAUUCAAAAUAUCCCCUGGUAUUUCUGAUGAUACAGAUAUUUGGAUUGAAGAACAGAAACACACCCAGGACUUUAUCAUUCAUGCUCUAGCAUUGAAAAAGAUGUUAGAAUGGCUUGGAAAAUAUCCUGUUGUUGAUGAUGCAUCCUGUGUUGAUUGGAUGGAUCUAACAAACAGGUGCAAGAGAAUAUACCAUGAAUCUAAGCAAUUGACCAUUGACGAGAAACUGAAGAAAGAAAUAUCUCAAAGAUGGGAAUCAAUAUCAUUGCUUGAUUUGCUUUUACUUCAGCUUUUACCAAAUGCAGACGAUGAAUUGUUCACCAAUUAUGUGAAAGUCAUUGUCAACCACGCAAAAAGAUUGUUGAAACCUUUGCAAAGAUACGGUUCUCGAGACCAAGACUUUCUAAAAAUAUUGUCGAAUGUGUUGCGGAAGUCAUAUGAAGACAUUAAACUAAACCUUUUGGUUUCUUGGCAAGAUUUAAGCUGUAAAAUGUGUAGAAAAGUUUUGGCUAAAGAGCCUGUCAUACUUAAUUGUACACAUUUUGUGUGCAAAGACUGCAUCGAUAAAAUGUUUGCAGCAUCAGAAUUGAGACGACAAUGCCCUCAAUGCUCUGUAAAUAUACCUGACGAUUUCUCAACUGAUCAAGCAAAAUUAACAGAGGAGCAGGAAAGAAUACUCCAGAAGUUCCAAGCAAAUUGCACAAGUUUUUUUCUUGAGUACUUGUCACAAUUUUGUCUUUCCAGUGAAGAACAUGAUGUGAAAGACCAAGCCAAACUUUUUCUUUAUGAGCUCAUUACAGAAACAUCAGCAAACCAAGAGAGAAUGGAACUUGAAACACUAGCAUUGGAUCUGAACAUUGCGACAAAAAGUAAAAUCUUCCAGCUUCUGAUGCAACAUAACUCAAAAAUUGUGGAAGAGGAAAUUAACCGCAUUUUUUCAAAUAAUACUGAAGGUGGCAAUCUAGCAAGCAAGCAACUGGAAGACCUUAUAACAGUUAUUUUGACUGCUUUUGAAGCAAAUACAGAAGUGCAAGAUGAUGAUAAUUUUAAAAUCUUUUGGAAAAACAUUCAGAAACAUAGAAACAUUACCCUGGAAGUUUUGAAAAUGCUUACAACAUUGAGGCAAUAUAUUAAAAAAUACAUCAGCAUGUCUGAUAUUAGAAAAAAAGAAGGACGGAGACUGAAUAGAAAUUUACAUGAAUUUAUUGACAUUUGCUCCAAUGAUAAGACCGAUGUGCUGAGUACAUUUGCUAUCAAGUUUGGUUGCCAAACAUUUGGGACAGAAUGGUUCGAUAUGAUAUGUAAUCACAAAAGACUUAAAGAGCUUGCACCCGAGAAAAUGAAAGCUAUGAUGCAUGGCGAAGUGUUAGAUUCAUGGCUAAUUCUUGGAGAGAAUUAUGCAACAAUGAGAGAGAUUUUACAUCGCAUGUCACAUGAAAACUAUCCAGAACAACUCAAGUCCUGCUUUUCUGAUGGAAAUGAUAUUAGAACUGUAUUACCUAGAGUUUUGGCAGUAAUUACGUUUGCUAAUAAUCAUUAUACUGAUAUCUGCAAAGAACAACUAAGCAAAAGAAUUGAUGACACAGAGCUCUUGUUUGAAGUCAUCAGAAUACUUGGCCAACAUAUACAGGGAACAUCCGAAAAACAAAACAAUAUAUUGAAACAACUUUUAAUAUUAUCCGGCUCUGUGAUUAUUCUACAACCUAGAAUACUCCAGAAUUUCAGAAGAUUGUGCACUGAACCCGCAUCCGUUGAAAACUUAUUUUGGCCUGGGAUGCCCGUAUCAAUGUUUUUUUCUAUUCGUGAUGCUCUUCAGGCCGAAACACAAGUUGCGGUCUAUGCAUGUCCUAAUGGUCAUCCAUACAUUAUUGGUGAAUGUACACGACCAAUGGUAGAAGCUAAAUGUCCGACUUGCGGAGAAACUAUUGGUGGUCGAUUACAUGUGGCAGCAGAGGGGAAUGAAAGAAUUGAACAAACAGAAGAAUCUCAAGCAGGAUAUCAACUGAACUCAGAUACAGUUGGAAAGGAUGAUCCCUCAGAUCGAAUGUCAAAACAAGGAGUUGCAUUGGUUCACUUCAUCAUUCAUUGCUGCAUGUUGGUUGGAUUAGAGUAUGAUAAAGAAACUAUUUGCAGAAUGCUUGGUAUAGUUUCUCCUCAAGACUCCAGAAAAUAUCUACACUCUAAGCUACAAGAGAACAUGGAUGAUUUUGCUAAUGCUAUGGGCAGAAACUUGGAUGAUGCAAUAACAAUCAUGCACAGCUGUUUCAAGAGCAUUUUAAACACAGAGUCAGAGGAUGAAAAUGAAAAUGAUUGGACUUCCAUGGAUAAUAGAUGCAAUUGGGAAGCACAAUUUAGACAAGAAUAUUUACUUCCUGUGUUUCAAAAUGUUGAUGCAAUUUUAGAAGAUGCACAGAAAAACUUUAACAAUGUAGAAAAUCUAGAAGAUAUGCUUUUGUACAGAAUUGUCAAUGAAAUAGAAACUGAGGAGCCACCAAACCAACUUAUUUGGUCCCAGUCUCUAUUUUGGAAAACAAUUAGGCAUUCUAAUGCUGCUCAUUUACUCCAAUAUGUACGGGAUUCUGCAUCAACUGGUCAUGUCCUGAAGAUAAUACUUGAUUCACCUGAUUUGCAUUUGCUACAACACAUGGAAAACGUAUUGACGCUACAGAAAAAUUUCAUCAGUAGGUAUCAAAAUCAAAUAGAUAUGAGACAAGCUGAGGCAACCACUUUCGAUGAUUACAUGAGUCUGGACAAUUCAUGCUACAGACAACGAGAUAACAUUGACAAAUAUAUAAAGUUUUGGAAUUCGAUAUAUGAAGUGUUUCGCCAACAUCCUGACAAGCAAAUGAAAGAAUAUCUGAAAGACAUAAAUAGAUCCAGUCCUAUUUCAAUGGCAUUACCCAGUUCUCGUGGACGUGGAAAAUGUGCAAAAGUAUUGUCGGAAUAUCUUAUCGAUAUUCACAACAAUUUCUUAGACAAGUGUAGCAGUGCACUAAAGACCACUAAUGGUCAUACUGUGGACGUAUCAAGACUUGGUUCAAACUUCAUUCGCAUUGACAAGCAAAAAGAUCUUCUUCCACUUAUUCGCAUGCAUACUUCCUACACCAUCACCAAAGAUAAUCUGGGAAGUCAUCACAAAAUCAGCUAUAACAUUGAUGCGCUUGAAAAGCAGGUCAGGGAAAAGUAUGUCACAUACCAACCUUGUAUCAACAAAAAGUCAUUGCCUUGCAUGAAAUACCCACAAGAUGUUGGAGUUGGGAGUAACUGGGACAAAGUUCUCGAAAAACAUCCCCAGAAUCCGUUGUCGCCUAAGUUAUCCCAAGAUGUUGACGAGGUAGUUACAAAUCAAGAUGUCACACCUGCUGAUGUAUGUGAAGGUGUCAGAACUUUGACCCAUGCUAUCAGUUUUCUAGCAAAGAUUAAAUUUGAGGGAAGCAAGGAAUUGCAUAAAUAUAUGGAAGAAAAUUUACUCUUGUCUCCAAAUCAUAUGGCAAUGAUACCAAAAUCUGCACUCACAUGCCACACUCUGGCUCUUUAUCAACGCUUGAUGUGGCACAAAGCUGUUAACUUUGUUCAACAAGGACUGGAUCCAUAUCAAGAAGCUUUGUAUGAAGUUACUCAAGAGGAGAUUGAAGAUGAAGAUGUUCUAAGAAGACUGAAAGAUGCAUUCGAUCACACUGACAUGAAUUUAUUUCAACAGCGAAUUAAUGAAAUGUUGAUUAAAGUUCCAGACUUUACUCCAGACUGGAGCUUGAAAGAGGACGUAUUUCCUUUCUUGGAAUUCAUUGAGGAGAACACUCCAGCUUGGUUUGAGAGGAUUCCGAGUGAAAUAUGUUUUAAGCAUAUCUCUCAUCUGUUUCGCCUUUCUGUCAAAGGAAUUGAGCUCCCAGAGUCUGAGAAUAGACAAUAAUGGAAAUGUAAAUUAGCUUUCUUGCUAUACUACUUCAUUUUGCCAUAAAAUUAACUCGCAAUGUUUAUUUGUAUAAAUUCAUCAUUUUUUGCAAAUGUAUGUCCAUGUAGAUUCAGUUCCUGAAAUUAUAUUUUGCGCUACAAUUCAAUUAUAGCUUUCACAUAUAGAAUUUCCCACUGCAUAUCAAAAGACUAUUAAUGGUGUGAUUAUAUAUCCUGAAAUAUAUUACUAAACUUAUAUUAUACUGGUUAUGUUUUAAAGAUAUGCCCAUAUACGUCCUAUAUACAAUCGGGACACUUGAAAAUAGAUCAGACAAAGAUUUCAAAUAAUUUAGUUGAAACGGAUAAUGUUUCUUCAAAACUGUUGAAAUACUUGAAGUGUAUGUAAAAUAAAAACUGCAUACACUUUUGUUUUUCAAUAUAUAAAUGGAGUCAUUUGAACCAACCAUAUGUCUCAAUAACAUCCUUUUUAAUUUAUUCUCAAAUCAGAAGAAGAUUCUCAAGAUCCUUGAUAAAUAUUUAUAAAAGAUAAAUCUUAGAAAACAGAGUAUUGUGUUUAUCUUCCAUUCCUUUUAUUUUUUUUAGAUUGUUUAAUUAUAUAUUAACUAAUAUAUAUGCCAAGAAAUCUGAGUCCCUCUACAUCAGGGGUAUGCAACAUUUUUCGUCGGUGGGCCAUAUAACCAACUUCAGACAUCAAGCUGUGCCACAUAAAAAUGCGGAAUGCGGCUAUCCCUUAGCCUUACAUUAAUAAGGCAAAAGAUCAAACGCGGCAAAAGAUCUAACGCAGUGGCAAAAUCUUGGAAACAUUAUGUAUUUUUAUCCGUGUGAGCACCUUUCCAAACAAACUGUCUGGUUAAGAUUUUACGCUUGAUGGGGAAAAAUCUGAGUUUUGACAAGAGCAACACUAAAUGGCUUGGGCCUGUUGCGACCCCUUCUUUACAUUAUCACACAAAGUUGGUGAAAUAAUUGGGCAUUUGAAAUUUUGGCAGUUAAUUCAGAAAAUAGUUUUGUCAUAUUCUAAUACCGUAUGUAUGCCGCUUAUUUGGACAUUCCAGAUGUGUUGCUGUGUGGUAAAUUAGUUACUAUUAUAUUUACAAUGUUUCAAGCAUAACUUCUAGUGUUUUCUGUAUUCUAAAUCACUAAUACAAUUGAAGCUGAUUAACAA
This is a messenger RNA of Styela clava, 10340 nucleotides long. NCBI's taxonomy places the organism in Eukaryota, Metazoa, Chordata, Ascidiacea, Stolidobranchia, Styelidae. The record is from RefSeq and is a predicted model, not a curated record.